AUGUUCCAUUUGGCACCAGUUGGAAUCGAUUCUCGAUCACGAGUUAAAAAGGAUAAACAUCAGGAGUUUCUGAACGAUGUGAAGGCUUGUGUGAAGGCUUGCUUGAGGUUUGGCCAGAAUGAAGUGCCGGGUCGAGAGGUUGAAGCUGUGGAGCUGCUUCGAACGUUGGAUUCUUUCUUAUCUCACGGGUAUGUUGUUUUAUGUGGGUGGAUCAAUCGACGCUUUUGCACUUUUAACGAUUUUUAUGUUGUCAAAUUUUAAAAGACAUAGCUGAUUUUUUUGAUAAAAUAAUUAAACCUUGAGUUUAGGUUUCUGGUGUCCCCAAAAUGUUAUUGGCUUUACGUGAAAGAGUUUAUACCACACGAUAUACAAAGAGAUCUUCAAAUUGAAUGGCAGACCAAGGAUGAUCGCAAACUGUCAGUCGGUUGGCUUAAAACAACUUUGAACAAUAAGACUUUGAAUUUUGAGUUUCUGUCUUUUGUCGCUCAACCAAGUAUCAUUAAAAAGCAUUAUGACAAGAAUGCGGCCAUGAGGAACCAAGCGUUGUUGAAGAUGAUUGCAGUCGGGGUUGAUCCUUUGAGUAAUGUCAACUUUAAAUUUAUCGUAAGUUAAAUUUGAUAGAUAAUGGAUUUUUAGGUAUUGAAUUAUGUGGUAGAAUACAUUUUUAUACUUCGAUGUUAAUAUUAUGUAAUGCUGAAUCAAAAUAUAUAUUUUUGCUUAAAAACACUAUUUGUUUUAGUCUCCAGCUUACCGUGAAAGUCAAGAAAUCCCUCUUGCUCAAUUUUCUACACAAGCUCCGAUUUACCAUGUGCCUAGUUCUACUGCAAUACAACCUAGAACAAUAUCACGUAGACGACUGAAUCGUCCAGACCUGAUUUUGUCAGCUUCUGUUCAUGCUGCAGAUUCAAGUUCGUCAUUUCGAGUUGGUUCUUUUGAUCAUCCCGGGCCGAAAGAAGAUCGAGAAGAAGAAGAUGAGGAUCUACCUCGUGUUGAGUUACCACAGUCGGCUAAUGAGCCAUUUUUGUCUACAACCAGGGAUCAGGUGAGUAUUUGAUUUGGUUUUAUUAAUUUAGGUUUAUUCUAAUCAAUUUCAUUUAUAUUGAGGGAGUUUGAUUGGUUUUAAGUGAUAUUGAAAAGGUCAAGAUAUCUUAUUGUACACGGUAGUCUGUUAUACAACCAUUAAUCCUAAUAUUUUCAGGAAUACAUUCUGGACGCAAUGAUAAAAAAUCACCGUCAGAGAAUUCAAUCCUCUGCCAGAUUUGAAUCAGAUUCAGAAGAAGAAGCGCCAAAAGAAGAGGAUUCAGCACGACGAAUGUCAUCUUCACCUUCAAAAACGAGCAGACGGCGAUCUAUCAAAGCCCGGGAGAAGAGUAUGGAUGCUUCGAUUCCAUCUUCACCAUCUUCUUCCACUUCAUCAGGUGCAGCCAAGUCAACCAACGUAAAUGAAGAAGUGAAGGAGGAGGAGAACCUAUUGGAUGACGUUGAAAAUGGCAAUGACGAGGUCAGUGAAGAAGUUUUUGAACACGAAGUUGAGGAGAAUGGAGUUGAUCACAACGAAGAGAAAGAUGAAAAACCAGAAUUUGAAAAAUUUGUCAUUGAUGAGCCUAUUGAAGGCAAUUUACAGUAGGUAUUUACAGAGUAGUUUGUAAAAAUAGAUAAAAGAUACGAAUUGUAGGGCGUUUAAGCAUUGAAAUUCAAGAAGAAUUGAGAAAACCAGGCAUUAACAUAAUUCAUCCUUAAUUUCAUAUUAUUCUAGACUAAUUUCCGGAGAGAUCGUGAACUUGGCCAUGCAAGUAUUUCGUCAGGACUCCGAAAGAUACCAAGCAAUGUUCUCAAUCUAUGUCAACUAUGCUGUGGGAGAACCUCAACGGAGAUUCUUGCUUUUGACAGACCAAUGUAUAUACUUACUGAAGGCUAAGUUAGAGAACACGGAAGAAGAUACGAUCCAAGCUUCUUCGUAUACGGUAGCUGGCAUCAAGUUCGACUCAUUGAGCAAGUCCUUGGAGAAUAUGUCACCUAUCAGAAUGUUGGGAGAGUCCAGUAUGGCUCAAAAUGUCAGUCUUGGCGACAAUACUAAAGUAGGUCCUUAAUGAUGGUUAUGUCGUUAUUUUAAGGGUUAGAGUAUUUUUAUAUAAUUGUUGAUAGGCAUACUUAAUAUAUGGUUAUAUGAUUUACAUUUAUUUUUCAGUACAAGUACGAAACUGAAGUAUUUUUGAAUUUGAACAAUCUGGACUGUAUCAGCAUUGGGAUCAGCUCUCAAAGCUUGUGCUUCCACUCAACCAACAAACAGAUAUUUGCAUAUUCGCCAGACAGAAGAGAAAAACAAUUUCAAAUUGAAACGGCUAGCCAAAAUCUGGCUGAAUUGAUCGUCUUCAAGUUGAACACGAUUGUGAAGAACAAGUUCAGGCAUUUACUAGCGAUUGACAGAAACCAGAACACUUUCGGGUCAAUAAUCAUGCACAACUUUGUUAGGAAGGAGUUGGCUUUGGUACGGUUUAGACGCUUUAAUGCUGUUACUUCUCAUGAUGUAGUAUAAGUAUCUGUGGCAGUAUAAUAUAGAUCUCUGAAUUUAAGCACAAAAUGAAUUUGAGUAAUAAGUUUUGCAUUUUUAGCCUCAAGUGGAGAUAAAACGAGCUAGUCUGGUUUAUUGGCUUCAGUCGAUUAAGGAAAGUGAAGCGUCUCGAGAUACGAUGGAGAGUUACAUCUUUGUAAGGAACGUAUACCCAAGUGCUUGGCGCAAAAAGAUGGAUGACUGGACUCAGUCCUACUUUAUUAUGAGGUACUAUUUUGUAUAUUUAUUGUAGAAUGGUAAUUAACCCCUUUAAAGGGCUGUUAUCUAGACUAAAAUAGCUUCAUUAAAAAAUGUCCGUUAUAAUUAUUGUAUUUUACACAAAAUAUUUAAAGAUCAGUCAGUACUAUAACAAAUAUGAAUACGAUAUGAUAUUUAAAAUGAAUAUUUUAACGUGACGAACUUACAGAGAGCACAUGUUGUAUCAAUUCACAGACUCAACGUGCAAAGAAGCUAUCAGUUCUGUCGAUUUGAGAGAGAAAGUGGAGCUCCUGGAGCAGGUGGAGCUGAAGAACGACGAAAACUUUGUCUUCCAAUUGACUUUAACUGAAGAACCUUUUAUUCAGUUUUCUUUUGAGACAUCGGAGGAGAUGAACAAGUGGAUCACGGCUAUGAGGACGGCUAUUAAUUCUUCUCACGUAAAGCUUGCUUUGUUUACUACUUUAAUAUCUGAAAAAUUAUUUAGUUUACUGCUAUAAUAUCUUAAUCUUCGAAAAAAGGUGUUUUUAGAUAAUAUCUUACUUUUAGGCAUUAGAACUCGACUCUGUAGCGUGUUUGGUACUGUGCACUGACACGACGAUACUAUUCGUGCAAGAAGGUGCCAACUUUUUAGUCGAUGGCUUUGUCCGCUCUCUUCACAAGAUCAGCCUUCGUGAAGUCCACUCGGUUUCAUCAGCCAAGUCUACAGCACAUCGACUAAUCGCAAUUCAACGAGAAUCCGGUGAUUCAGAAUGGGUGUUCUUCAGAAAUGACACGGAACUAUAUAAUUUUGUUACAUUCCUCCAAAAUGAAUGGGGAUUGAAGGUGGAGGAGCACGGUGAAAACUGGAUGGAAUCCGACAACGUUCACGGAAAAAUCUACCGUCAAUAUCUUCACAAACCCGAUUUUUUUCAGCACAAAAUGAAUUAA
Bursaphelenchus okinawaensis is the source of this 3697-nucleotide messenger RNA. The record is from the annotation of a GenBank genome assembly. Lineage: Eukaryota; Metazoa; Nematoda; Chromadorea; Rhabditida; Aphelenchoididae.